AAGUUUGCCAAGACGUCGACGAACCGCGUGCUCUGCAGGGCGAGAGCGUGCGUGCGUGGCGUGGCGUGGAGUGUGUGCGCGCGCCUGACUGCGUGUGUGUCUAUAUGAGAAGGCAACCGGCUCAACUGUCACUUGAGACUCAGAAGAGCCGAGGAGACUAAGUCUUCACCAUCGCUCCUCUCGUCUGCCGCCCGUUCCCCUUUCUCGGCUUUGAACGACCGAUAGCGACACGUCCCGUACAGCGUUGACGAAAUGUCUCAGACGGAUGUCACCGGGGCGCCUCGCAGGGGGAAGGUGCUCACUCUGGACACGAUGAACCCCAACAUCAAGCAGGUGGAGUACGCCGUUCGAGGGGCCAUCGUGCAACGGGCGGUGAAGAUCGAGAAGGAGCUCAGAGAGGGUGCCAAGAAACCUUUCACAGAAGUCAUUAAGGCCAACAUCGGCGACGCUCAUGCAAUGGGCCAGAAGCCGAUCACAUUUCUCAGACAGGUUCUGGCUAUGUGCGCUUAUCCUGAGCUCCUCAAGGACGACGCGUUUCCAAAGGAUGCCAAGCAACGGGCUCAGCGGAUUCUUGAGGCCUGCGGAGGUCACAGUAUAGGUGCGUACAGCGCCAGCCAGGGCAUUGAGUGCAUCCGUCAGGAUGUAUCGCGUUUCAUCGAGAAGAGAGAUGGCGGGAUCCCAUCCAAUCCGGACAACAUCUUCCUUUCCACCGGGGCCAGCGACGCCAUCGUGACCUUGCUCAAGUUGAUGGUGAGCGGCGAGGGUCGUACCCGUACGGGAGUGAUGAUCUCCAUCCCGCAGUAUCCGCUGUACUCGGCCGCCAUCGCCGACUUGGGCGCCGUGCAGGUUAGUUACUACUUGGAUGAGGACAAGUGUUGGAGCCUGGAUGUGGCGGAGUUGCGAAGGGCCCUCCGAGCGGCGAGGGAGCACUGCCAUCCCCGCGUGCUCUGCAUCAUCAACCCCGGAAAUCCCACCGGUCAGGUCCAGAGCAGGCAGUGCAUUGAAGACGUGAUCCGCUUUGCAAAAGAGGAGGGCCUCUUCCUCAUGGCUGAUGAAGUCUACCAGGACAACGUGUAUGCGGAAGGCUGCAAGUUUCACUCCUUUAAGAAGGUGCUCUUUGAGAUGGGACCAGAGUACUCGAGUACUGUAGAGUUGGCCUCCUUCCACUCCACCUCGAAAUGCUACAUGGGAGAGUGCGGAUUCCGUGGAGGCUAUAUGGAGAUAGUUAACAUGGACCCGGCGGUGAAAGCCCAACUUGUCAAGCUGGUGUCGGUGCGCUUAUGCCCCCCCGUCCCCGGGCAGGCCCUCCUGGACUUGGUGGUGAAUCCCCCUCAGCCUGAUGAGCCCUCCUACAGCAGCUUCAUGAAGGAACGUACUGCGGUGCUGGACGCCUUGGCAAAGAAGGCCAGGAUGACCGAGCAGAUUUUCAACAAGGUGCCCGGUAUCACGUGUAACCCCGUGCAGGGCGCCAUGUACACUUUCCCCCGCAUCACUCUGCCGCCGAAGGCCAUCGACAAGGCGAAGGAGGAAGGCCAAGUGCCUGACAUGUUUUACUGCAUGAGGCUGCUGGAAGAGGAGGGCAUCUGUCUGGUGCCAGGUAGCGGCUUCGGGCAAAGAGAGGGAACGUUCCAUUUCAGGAUGACCAUCCUACCCCCGGCUGAGAAAUUAGAGAUUGUCCUGCAUAAGAUCAGCGCCUUCCACCAGCGCUUCACGAAAGAGUUUUCUUAAGUCUUCCACUUUGAACCGUUCCAAGUAGCAACCUUCUCUCAAGUGCCUUUAUCCUAACAAGUGCAGCCAUUCUACGUCGCUUAGUUUUUAGAAUAGCACGCGUACACCAAUUUUAUGAUGCAUGAUGCACUUUGCUACGCCAGAUAAUCGUGCUAACUCUUCGCCGUCCCAAAAAGAAAUGCUGCUGUCCUAUCGAGUAGCGCUCCGCGCAAACUCAUGCCUGCCAUUCGUGGUGCCAACUGAAAUGUAAGAAGCGCUUUGAAAACGCCAUUAAACGCUUGCAUUUGUAA
Hippocampus comes (tiger tail seahorse) is the source of this 2018-nucleotide messenger RNA. Its product is annotated as alanine aminotransferase 2-like. The transcript is spliced from 12 exons. The coding region runs from base 253 to 1728 and encodes 491 amino acids. NCBI's taxonomy places the organism in Eukaryota, Metazoa, Chordata, Actinopteri, Syngnathiformes, Syngnathidae. Gene Ontology annotation, molecular function: transaminase activity; pyridoxal phosphate binding. The record is from RefSeq and is a predicted model, not a curated record. Gene Ontology annotation, biological process: biosynthetic process.